Messenger RNA from Dromaius novaehollandiae (emu), 4463 nucleotides. RefSeq names its product beta-1,4-N-acetyl-galactosaminyltransferase 4 (gene B4GALNT4). Gene Ontology annotation, cellular component: Golgi cisterna membrane. The transcript has 20 exons. Gene Ontology annotation, molecular function: acetylgalactosaminyltransferase activity. Bases 170 to 3694 code for a protein of 1174 amino acids. The record is from RefSeq and is a predicted model, not a curated record. NCBI's taxonomy places the organism in Eukaryota, Metazoa, Chordata, Aves, Casuariiformes, Dromaiidae.
CCGCCCUGCGCGCGGCCGCUCAUUCAUUGCGCGGGCGCCGGCGCGGCGGCGAUGCACCGGGCGGCGGGGAGCCGCCGCGCCGCGCCGUGCCGCCGCCCCGGGGCCGCGGCGGCGGCGGCCGGCGGCCGGUAGCGGCGGGGCCCCCAUGGGGCGCGGCUAGGCCGGCGGGAUGCCGCGGCUCCCGGUGAAGAAGAUCCGCAAGCAGCUGAAGCUGCUGCUGCUGCUGGCGCUGCUCACCUCGGCCGCCUGGUUCACCUACCUCCACAUCAGCCUGGCGCGCCAGGGCCGCGCGCUGCGCCUGCCCUUCGCCAACGCCAGAGAUGGCGAGCGGCUGGGAGAGGCGACGGAUCCCGGCCGGCGGCCGCCCGCCGCCCCGGCGUCGGCGCGGCAGAGGAAGGCCGAGGACUCCAGCGAGAGCCGCGAGGAGGAGCAGGACUCGGAUGGCUGGUUUUCCAGAGGCCGAUGGUCCGACCGAGCCGCCAGGCAUCCCAAACUCAACCUGACCAAGCAGGCGUUGCCCUGGAACGAGGAGUACAAAGGGAAGGCAAACCUGCACGUCUUUGAAGACUGGUGCGGAGGGGCGGUGCGGCACCUGCGGAAGAACCUGCAUUUUCCGCUCUUUCCCCACACCCGCACCACGGUGAAAAAGCUGGCCGUGUCGCCCAAGUGGAAGAACUACGGGCUGCGGAUUUUUGGCUACAUCCACCCCUUCAAGGAUGGGGACUUCCAGUUUUCUGUGGCGUCCGACGACAAUUCGGAGUUCUGGCUCAGCUCCGAUGAGAGUCCGUCCAACUCCCGGCUGGCUGCGUUUGUGGGCAAGCUGGGCACCGAGUGGACAGCCCCGGGGGAGUUUACCAAGUUCAGCUCCCAGGUCUCCAAGCCUCUACGCCUCAUGUCCUCCAGACGCUACUACUUUGAGCUGCUCCACAAACAAGAUGACCGAGGUUCGGACCACGUGGAAGUUGGCUGGCGAGUUUUCCUCCCCAGCUUGAAGUUCGAAGUGAUCGACUCCUCCUACAUUUCCCUUUACACAGACGAAUCGUCCCUGAAGAUGAACCACGUGGAGCACAUCCCGCAGUCGCUGGCCAGCCACAGCGGUAGCUACCUCUGGGAGGCACAGCGAGACGAGCACGGGGCCGACAUGCUGAAGCCUGACCCCAGGGACACCUUCUUCCUCACCCCGGCGAUAGAGGCCUCCCGAGUGGAGAACGUGCUGGUGCCCUGUGCCUACAGCCCCACCUACGUGGUGAAGGACUUCCCCAUCGCCCGCUACCAGGGCCUCCAGUUUGUCUACCUCUCGUUCGUGUACCCCAACGACUUCACUCGCCUCACUCACAUGGAGACGGAGAACAAGUGCUUCUACCGGGAGUCUCCCCUCUACCUGGAGAAAUUCGGUUUUUAUAAGUACAUGAAGAUGGAUGAGGAGGAGGAGGAUCCACGCCAGCGAGCGUUUCUCUUCCUCGGCCCAGACAGUUUCCUGGAGGAAGAGGAAGAGGAGGAGGAAGGAGCGGACAGCCCUGAGCCCACGGACCCACCCCCCGCAACUAAGGAAAGGAGCCUCGGGCUGGUGCCCGGAGCCAAAAGGAAAGAGAUCCUGCCGGCCACGGGGGAUUACGGAGACGACCUGGACUACUACGGCUUCCGCCGCAAGCAGGGCCGGGCCCGGGACGAGGCGAGCCCCGCCGCGCGGCCGGGAAGGUGGAGCACGGCCCGCCAGGCCAGCGCCAGCCCAACGGCGGCCGCCUCCGCGGGCCUCCGCGGCUACGAGGCCACGGGCCCCGUGCGGGAGCAGCUCCCCGGGCGGAUGCUCAGGUGGUUGCCCGAGGAUCCCGGUGAGGGCGACGAGGAUGACCUGGGGCUGUUGUCGUCCUCGAAGCGUGCCGGCGCCCUGGGCCUCCAGCCCCACCUCUCUGUCCCCAUCUUCGGUGGCAGAGCCAAAGCGCCAGCCCCCACCAAGCCGGCAGCACCCAAACAGGACAGAAGGCCCAAGAAACCCCAGGAGAAGGUGUACGUGACCAGGCUGCAGCCGGGGAAGCGCAAGGCCCCGGCUCAGGAACCCGCCUUCCCCGGCAUCUUCCUUUAUCCGAAACCCCUGCGGAAAGUGCAUCUUCGCUCCAGGACCCCUCAGAGGCAUCCUGUCCCCUCCAGCAAGCUCCGCACCGUCCCUGGCCGCCGGCUCCCCUGGCUCCUGGGCAACAUCUCCAAGGAGAAGGGUGCUGCCAAGCGGAAGAGCGCCAGGCCGGGGGGCAAACGGUGGGAACGGCUGUACAAGCGGGAGGAGCUGAGGAGCGAGCGGCGGGCGCUGCCCAGCCUCCUCGCCCCGGGAGCCGACGGGCUCUUCAGCAGGGAGGCCCGUGAGGACGCUACAACCAGCCCGGGCAGGACGACGGCCACCACUGAUUACAACUCCUCAGAGGCAGCCCUGUCGGAUGGGACACGGGUGACGUCCUUUCUGAAGAUGUCGGAAAUGACGGCGUCCCGGCAGGAGGGAGGAGAGGCCCCAGGGAAGGGCCAGGAGGAAGAGGAGGAGGAGGAGGAGGUGUCGGACUACAGUUACGAGAACGCGGAGCUGCAGCAGAGCUGGCUGGAGGACUCCAUCAACUGGCAGAGGACGUUCAGCGUCAGCUCGGUGGACUUCGAGCUCCUGCGCUCCGACUGGAACGACCUGCGCUGCAACGUGUCCGGCAACCUGCAGCUGAGCGAGAGCGAGGUCGUUGACGUGGUGGCACAGUACAUGGAGAAGCUCAACGAGAAGAACGGCGGCAUCUACACCCUCCUGCGGAUCGUCAACGUGGAGAAACGCCGGGACACGGCCCGGGGGAACCGCUACCUGCUGGAGCUGGAGCUGGCGGAGCGGGGCCAGCGGACGGUGCGGCUCUCCGAGUACGUCUACGUCCUCUUGCACCAGGGCAAGCAGGACGACAGCAACGAGGCCAACCCCGAGGAGCCGGCCCCAGCCACCACCGAGCCCCAGCCGAGCACGUGGAGCAUCCUCUACGGGAAGCCCGUGCUGUGCCGGCCCCUGCGUCUCAGCUGGAAGCAGGACGUCAUGGUGCACUUCGUGGUCCCCGUGAAGAACCAGGCGCGCUGGGUGCAGCAGUUCAUCUCGGACAUGGCCAGCCUCUACCAGGCUACGAAGGAUGCCAACUUCAACGUCAUCCUCGUGGACUUCGACAGCGACGACAUGGAUGUAGAGAAGGCCCUGCGGGAGGCCCGACUGCCCCGCUACCAGUACCUGCGGCGCACGGGGAACUUUGAGCGCUCGGCCGGGCUGCAGGCUGGCGUGGACGCCGUGGAGGACGGGCACAGCAUCGUGUUCCUGUGCGACCUGCACAUCCACUUCCCCCCCAACAUCCUGGACAGCAUCCGGAAGCACUGCGUGGAGGGGAAGCUGGCCUACGCGCCCAUCGUCAUGAGGCUGAGCUGCGGCAGCUCCCCGCGGGAGCCCAACGGCUACUGGGAGGUGAACGGCUUCGGCCUCUUCGGCAUCUAUAAGUCGGACUUCGACCGGGUCGGAGGGAUGAACACGGAGGAGUUCAGAGACCGCUGGGGCGGGGAGGACUGGGAGCUCCUGGACAGGGUCCUUCAGAGCGGGCUGGAGGUGGAGCGCUUACGUCUCAGGAACUUUUACCAUUACUACCACUCCAAACGCGGCAUGUGGAACGCCCGCAGCAAGAAACCCCUCAAGGACUAGAGCCCCGAGCCCGGCCGGCGCCCGCGGCGAGGCGACGGGAGAGCUGCCGAGGGGACGCAGCCAGCGCCCGGGGCCGGCUGCCUCGCCGCCCUCCGCGUCUCGAGAUGCCGGAGCGGAGGAUGCACCGGAUCUCCCUAAACGAACCGUGGUUACUUCGGGGGGUGGGGGGGGAAAGGGGGUGGUGGGAGGGCGAAAGCGGGUGGUGAUUUUUUUCUUAAGGGUCUAAUUUCUUAGUCAGAAAUGAAUUUAUUAACUCGGUAGCGCCAGGGUGAGAGGAAGCCCGCUGCGGGGAGCGGCGAAGCCCCCGGGCUGCCCCUCGGAGCGGGGUGGGGGGGAGCGCAGGAGCUCGGGGGCUGGCACCCAGCGCCUCGCCCCACGGCGGGGGGCUACAAGCCCCCUUCUCCUCCGGGUCCUCUGCUCGCCUGCCCUGCUCCCGGGGAGCCGCGGCAUCCACGGGGCUUCGGCUCUGCCGCAGCCGGGCAGGGGCAGAGCCCCUCGCUGGCCCCCCGCGUCCCCUCCGGCCCUAUCCGGCAUCGCCUGGGCGCGGGGUUGGGGCGGGAGAGGGCAGAGCCUGGAGCAGGUCCGGGAGCGGGGAGAAAGUGAAUGACGUUUCCAAGCUAAUUUCUGUGAAAUUAUGAGGUAGGAAGCUGUUUUCAGGAAGUUCGGUCCGCUUUUUUUUUUUUUUUUUUUCCUGUUGGUUUGUUUGUUUUUUGUUUUUGUCGUUUUUUAUUUUUAUUCUUAAAAAAUAAAAUCAAUGUCUUGGCUGGGA